CCGCCUAGUUUUUGUGUCUAGCUGACCUUCUCUCCUCCUUCCACCUUCUUCAUUUUUUAUUGCUGCAUCUUGCCAUUAGGUCUCUCUCUCUCCUACUAUACUUUGUUUUGCAUUUACAUUCAUUCCAGCUUGUUCAUUUUCUUAUUGUUCUUUUUUUGCUAUAUCUUCAUUUUAUUUUAUCUCUUUUCAGUUUUCAUUCUUACUUUACGUACACAAUUUUACCCUUUUCUCGAAAUGGCAACCACACCAUCUCCUGAUCUCAGACUCAAACUGGAGGAGCGGCUCAUUUGCCCUGUUUGUCUUGGCCACUAUACCAACCCUAAGAUCCUACCCUGCCAUCACUCUUUCUGUCAGCACUGUCUGGAGAGAUUACCUCUGGAUAAGAAGAAUGAGACCUAUUACCUCUCUUGUCCCACUUGUCGUCAUCGUACAGAGGUACCAGAAGAAGGAAUAGAAGUAUUUUCUGUAGCAUUCCACCUCAACGACCUCAAAGAGAUGUUCAGUCUAACAAAGAAGACAGCAGAGGCCACAUGUAGUGAUCAUGAAAAGCCUUUGGAGCUAUUCUGUGAAACAUGUGAUACAGUAAUCUGUGUUGCCUGCCAGGUUCGUAAUCACAAAAAUCAUGAAUACGACUUAAUCGCUGACAGUUAUACUAAACACUGCCAAAAGCUUAGAGAAUAUCUAUCACCAGUUGAGAGAAAGAAGGAAGCACUCAAGAAGGUCCUGUCUGCUCUAGCAGAGAGAGAGGGUGAGAUCAGAGAGAGAGGAGGGAACACUGCACUACAGCAGUGUAGAGUGAAGAAGAUUAGUGAUAUUAGCAAAGCAGCUUCGUUUUCACUAUCAAUUGAAGCACCAGAUUCAUCUCUUCUGAUCCAGAAGAUAAGCCCAGAUGGUUAUCGUAAAGCAUCAGUUGGUAAGAAAGGAGAUGGGCCACUACAAUUUCAUACUCCUUUUGGUAUAGCCAUUUCUCCUGUAACAGAACAGGUUUAUAUUGCUGACCCUGGUAAUCGUCGUAUACAAGUUUUGAAUCCUGACCUAACCUUCUCUCAUUCAUUUGAUGGUGAAGGAUCAGAUAAUGGACAGUUUGAGUAUCCAUGUGACAUUGCUAUUGACAGUCAAGGAUUAGUCUAUGUUGCUGAUUAUUGGAAUCAUCUCAUUCUAAAGUUCUCUCCAGAUGGAAAGUUUGUGAGUCAGUUUGGUACUGAAGGAUCUGGCCCUGGACAGCUUUUUAGUCCAUAUGUCUUUACUAGUGAUGGUGUGUUUGUUAGCAGUUUUGGAAGUGAAGGCAGUAAUAUUGGCCAAUUUAUUAAUCCUUUUGGAUUAGCAUUUGAUAAAAAUGGAUUCUUUUAUGUUUGUAAUUUUGUAUUAAGAACUGAUGAUCAGUUAAUGAGUGAAGAUGAGGUCAAAGAGAUAAAGACAGGACUGAGUGCUAUGAAGACAGGAGCUGUACUGGAUAUAUUCAGUAAAGAGGAUAUCACUGGGAAAGAGAAAGCAUGGCUGCUGCUUAUGUUGCCUGUUGGAUAA
Amphimedon queenslandica is the source of this 1524-nucleotide messenger RNA. Its product is annotated as tripartite motif-containing protein 3-like. Gene Ontology annotation, molecular function: zinc ion binding; protein binding. Lineage: Eukaryota; Metazoa; Porifera; Demospongiae; Haplosclerida; Niphatidae. Bases 235 to 1524 code for a protein of 429 amino acids. The record is from RefSeq and is a predicted model, not a curated record. The transcript is spliced from 6 exons.